CUUCUUUCUCCCGCCUCUCCAUGUCAUUUCCUGUGAUAAAAAUGGUGGCCACCGCUCAGGAGGGCGACUGAGUCUCUGCAAACAUUCAGAGGCGAACUUUGCAGCCGCAGCCGCAGCGGUCGGACGAGGGGGAGGAAGGAGAGAGAGACUGAGCCCGGACAGAGGCUCAGUGUCCCGCAGCGCGGCGGCUUCAGAGGUCUGACACAUGGAUGAUGAUGUGGAUUUCUGUUGCCAUGGUUCCAUCAUGAGUGAGAACCCACCGGACCGCUGGUUCUGUGAGGACUGUCAGAAACACUUCCAGGAGGAGUGUCCGUCCCACGGGCCCCCGCUGUUCAUCCCUGAUACGCCGGUGGCCCCCGGAUCAGCCAACAAGGCGGCGCUGACGGUCCCGUCAGGCUUGGAGGUCUUCACCGAGGGAGGGGAGGUAGAUGUCCGCUGUGUGGCUGCAGUCUUCCCAAAGGGGGCGGUGUUUGGUCCGUAUCAGGGUGAGCUGCUGUCUGAGGAGGAAUCAACCAGCAGCUUCUCUUGGAUUAUUGUUGACUCAGACGCUUCGUCUCUGUCCAUCGAUGGCAGCGAUGACACCAAAGCCAACUGGAUGAGGUUUGUUCGUACAUCAUCAGAGGACAGCGAAAGGAACCUGACAGCUUUCCAGCACAGCAGAAACCUCUACUUCAGAGCCUGCAGGAGGCUGGAAGCCGGAGAGAAGCUGAGGGUUUGGUACAGCGACGACUACGUCCAGAAACUUCAGCGUGUGUCUCAAGACAGCAUCGAUCGCAACCUGGACGCAGAUCCUGAGAAGACGUUAGUCCUGCAAAAAGUCCAGGAGGAUCUGAAAUCUCCUGCGCUUCCCUCGGCUCUGCGGGGCAAACAGUGUAGCAGUAAACUGUCCAGUGAAGGACAGCCUCCAGCCAAGAAGAAGAAAAUCGACCUCAUAUUCAAAGGUGUUUUAGAGGCGUCUCUUGGGGACUCCAGUGAGUCCAGGUCUGGGUCUCACCUUCAUAGUGAGGGUCAUAAACCCUUUUUCCAGCCGGGAGCUGACACCUCUGACAGCUGUGUUGGCAUUCCCAACCAAACGGUGCCGAAGAUUGAGGAGAACCCGACCGGACAAGAGCCCUCCACCCCCUUCUGCCCCAACUGUGUCAGACUGAAGAAGAGGAUCAUGGAGCUGGAGGAGGAGCUGUCCCGUCUCAGGAACCAGCAGGGGAACUCGAUGGGACCGUCUAGUCCGCUCAUAUUGGAUCCACCACAUCCUGAACAGGCUCCCAUCGAGGAUUAUAUAGAUAUCGAGCCCUUGUCGCCCCCUCAGAUGGAUGAAGACGAGCAGGAAGUGGACUCGGCCGAUGAGUCAUUCCCAGCAGACCUCGUGGUUUCCCCAGAGGACUCGGCAAAGCCUCACCUUGGAGCAAACAGACGAACUCGCCGUUUCAAGAAGGAUUGGCUAAAGAAGUUUUGGUUUCUUCGCUACUCGCCGUCCCUGAAUGAAAUGUGGUGCCAUGUCUGCCGUCAGUACACCAUCCAGUCAUCUCGAACCUCGGCCUUCAUCGCCGGCUCCAAGCAGUUCAAGGUCCACACCAUCAAGCUGCACAGUCAAAGUAACAUUCACAAGAAGUGUCUGCAGCUCUACAAGCUGCAGAUGCAUCCGGAGAAGACGGAGGAGAUGUGCAAGAACAUGACGCUGCUGUUCAACGCGGCGUACCACCUGGCUCUGGAGGGACGGGCAUUCUCAGACUUCCGGCCUCUGGCUGAGCUACUGAAGAAAUGCGAGCUCAAAGUGGUGGAUCAGUACUUGAAUGAGGGACACUGUCAGAUUCUGGUCCACCACAUCGCUCGAGCUCUGAAGGAGGAGUUGGCUGAAAAGAUGCGUCUGUCUCCUUAUCUCAGCGUCAUUUUGGAUGCUCAACACGACGACCUUUUCUCAGACUUGGUGGCAGUUUAUGUCCAGUUCACCACCAGUGACUGUUCCCAACAAAUGGAGUUCCUGUCCUUGCAAAGACUGAGUGUGCCUAGUGCGGAUGGAUACCUCCAAGUUCUGGAUCGGGCCUUCAGUGUCCUGGGACUCCGGUUUCAGGACUCACUGGUUGUGGGUCUUGGAUUUGAUGGUACCCACAUCCCUUCAGGGAUAAGAUCAAGCCUGUACUUAUCUGUCCAAAAGACUUUUCCUUGGAUGCUUUGCCUUCCAGUCAUGAUCCAUCGACCUCAUCUGGAGGUUCUGGAUGCCAUCACUGGAAAGGAGCUCUCUUGUCUAGAGGAUCUGGAAAACAACCUGAAGCAGCUGCUGAGUUUCUACCGCUACUCUCCUCGCAUGAUGGCUGAACUGCGAUCCACUGCUCCGUCUCUGUCCGAAGAAACAGAGUUCCUGGGCGAUAUCCGAGCCGUACGGUGGAUCAUCGGAGAACCAAACGUCCUGAAUGCCCUCAUCAAAGAUUAUAGGGAGGUUUUGGCACACCUGAAGGAGAUCAGUAGCCAAACGCAGCGGGCUGAUGCUGCAGCCAUUGCCUACACACUACUCCAGUUCCUUAUGGACUAUCAGUCUAUGAAGCUCAUCUACUUCCUGUUGGAUAUCAUAGCGGUUCUCAACCGACUGGCCCUCAGCUUCCAAGGAGAGCAUCGGCUGGUGUCCCAGGUGGAAGCCAAGAUAGAGGACGUUAUCCAAGAGAUGGUCCAGUUGGGGAACUGUCCCGGUGGAUACCUGCAAGAGUUUGAGAAAAACUUUAAGGAGAGCUUUAACGGCGUUGCUUUGAAAAACCUCCACGUUGCAGAUUCCAAAUUUCAAGCCAUCAGGAAAAAAAUCUGCAGCAGGAGUCAGGGUGUCCUGAUUCAGAGGCUACACCUGCAGAGCCGUUCCUUCACCAAAGCCUGCAAGGUACUGGACCUGGACAGCUGGCCCAGCAACCAAAAAGACCUGCAGACUUUUGGUGAGGAGGAAAUCCAAAUCAUAUUCAACCACCUGGAGUCCAUUCCUUCUGCAGGUCAGGAAGGCAAGAUGGAGGGUAGGAGCAGUAUCCUGGUGGAAUGGAAGGACCUAAAGGCAGACUUCCUCAACAAGAAUGGUUUCAAAGACAUCCUCAUCCACAUCUCCAGGUCCAAGCAGCGUUUCCCACUCCUCAACAGGAUCGUCCAGGUUGUUGGGGUCCUUCCCAGCUCAACGGCCUGCUGUGAUAAAGGUCGUGGCGCACUGCAGAGGAUCUAUAAGAACAACCGCUCCCGUCUGACCCUGGAGCAGAUGAACGACUUUCUCACCGUGGCCGUUAACGGACCGCCCGUCGCCAGCUUUGAAGCAAAGCGAGCACUGGACAGCUGGUUUGAGGAAAAAUCUGGGAGCAGCAGCUCACUCUCAGCUGAGGUGUUGAACAAGAUGUCGGAUACCGAUCAGAAGUCAUUCCUGCAAAGUUUGGACAUCAAAGCAGAAUCCUUUUUAUGAUAUCUGAACGAGGA
Cyprinodon tularosa is the source of this 3435-nucleotide messenger RNA. RefSeq names its product PR domain containing 11 (gene prdm11). Bases 206 to 3421 code for a protein of 1071 amino acids. The transcript has 7 exons. Lineage: Eukaryota; Metazoa; Chordata; Actinopteri; Cyprinodontiformes; Cyprinodontidae. Gene Ontology annotation, molecular function: protein binding. The record is from RefSeq and is a predicted model, not a curated record.